This is a messenger RNA of Symbiodinium pilosum, 1527 nucleotides long. The record is from the annotation of a GenBank genome assembly. NCBI's taxonomy places the organism in Eukaryota, Dinophyceae, Suessiales, Symbiodiniaceae.
AUGUCUGGCCAAAUAUUGGUUGAGCUCACCGAGGAGGAGUUCCAUGCUCUAGCGGAUUGUGGAAUCGGAGGAAGCUUAGUCGGGGCUCUGAAGUUCGAGCUUGCAACCCGAGGGUAUGCCCCACGAUUCCACCAGCGACUCUUGCAGAGCAGUGUGGAGGUGCACGAUGAUGAGUCUCUGAUUUUCCCGUCAGAUGUGGACUUGGUGAUUUUAAGCCUUUGGCCUCCCGACACAGCACGAGACGCAGACUUCCUCCGUGCGUGCGGGGAGGGCCUUGCGGAAGAAGUGGAGCGAUUUCUGAGGCUUCCGCAGGAUCCCAAUGCUGCAGAUGAAGAAGGAAGCGGAGCUUUGCAUAGAGCUGCUUUGAAUGGCCACCUGGAUGUGGCGAGUUUGUUGCUACAGGCUUACGCCAGUUGUGAAGAGGGUACCGUGGCUGAUGGCCAAACUCCUUUGCACUUGGCAGCUUAUCGUGGCCACACGGAGUUGGUGAACAUGUUGCUGAAAGCUCGGGCCUCACCGAACAAGGCCAUGACGGACAAUGGCACAGCUCCCUUGCAUUCAGCUGCUCAACAUGGUCGAUUGGAAGUUGUUCGCUCCUUGCUGACAGCCAGAGCCGAUUGCAAUCCAGAGACUACUGACGAUUAUGCAACGCCCAUGCUUUUAGCAUCACAAUACGGCUACGUGGAAGUUGUUCGAGUGUUGCUAGAAGCUCGUGUAAGCUGUGAGCAGGGGGCCUGUGCAAGAAGUCCGUUGUACUGCGCGGCUCAUCAGGGUUGCAGGGAGGUGGUCUCCUGCUUGCUCGAGGCUCGAGCCUCGUGCAAUCACGCCUCGCAGAUGGAUGGCUCAACUCCAUUGCACGCAGCUGCUUUUGAAGGACACUUACAAGCAGUAAAUUUGCUGCUGGAGGCCAGGGCUUCCAUUAACCAUGCUUGCCAUUCCGGAUUCUCUCCCCUCAUGCGGGCAACUCAGUCUGGCCACGUUGAAGUGGCUCGCGCAGUGCUUCAGGCUGCAGGUGUCUGUGAUCAGCCGGGGCCCAACAAUGCAACUCCUUUGUAUUGGGCAGCUUGCGAAGGACACUUGGAACUGGUGCACCUUCUUCUAGACGCGAGGGCUUGCUGUGGUGUGGCCGAAGCACAACACGGUACAACUGCUUUGCAUGCGGCAGUCUCGAAGGGCAACCUUGAGGUGGCCAAGGCUUUGUUGGAUGCUGGAGCCUCUGCUGACGCGUCUUUGCAGGGUGGCGAUGGCAUCACCCCUUUGCACCUGGCAGUUGCGAGAAAUCUUGUUGAAGCAGUCCGGCUUUUGCUGGAUGCGGGAGCCACUGUUAACAAGGAAAACUCGAAGGGGCACACCCCCUUGCAUCUGGCAGCUUUCUUUGACGGAGUGGAUGUGGCCCGCAUUUUGAUGCAGGCCGGAGCCAAAUUGGAUCAAGCAACAUGUCUGGGGGUGGCUGCGUUGCACCAUGCUGCGAAGACAUUGGGUCAUGGUUGCAGAACAUCUUUAUCUGAUCUGUUUGGGAGUAUUUAG